AUGGACACGUCCGGCACCUUCGCCGAUGCACCAUGGCAUGAUCCUGAUACAAUACCGCUUGGUGUUGUUGUAAUAAAGAUCAGAGCUUCUUCGCCGGGCCCUAUUCAGCUUGGCCAGCCAGGAGCACAACUGCUUUGCCUGAACGAAGAGUCGUUUGAGCGGCUAUGUGCAUACGAGGCAGGUUCCUUGCUCUGCCAUGUACGUGCUCUGGUCGAAAUGAACAAGGCAAUUGCGGCUGUGGAGCAAGAUGUAUUGGCUAUGUGGGCAGCAGGCAUGUACGAGGGAGCACUCCAUGUACGCAUCAUGGCAAAGCAAACAACCUCUGCCUCCAGUCAGAAUCCAAUUCCACAUUGGCAGCAAAUUUUACCGAACCUGUGGACAGAUUCGCAUUUAUGGAACGCCAUAAGUCGAGAUACAGACAUGCCUGCAUCAGUGACGCCGUUUUGGGACAUUGACAUCGUAUGUAUGCGCGACUCACAGCAGAACGACUGGACUCUCUCCGAGCUAUACCAGCGACUCCCCAGUCCACCUCCAGCUCAUGAAUGGGACCCAUGCAUGCUAAACCCUCCCCAGCUUCAGUGCCAGCUCUAUGGCUACCAACAGAAUUCAUUGGCUAAAAUGCUACAGCGAGAACUCAGGCCAACUAGGCAUGGUGGUCCCUAUUAUGUUGAGAAAACGACCCCUUGCUCAUCCACGAGCCAAGUGGACAAGUACUACUUUAAUCCGGACACAUACGCUUUCUACCGGCCAUCUUCGAUACCCACAUACUUGGACAUUAAAGGCGGUAUUCUAUGUGACGAGAUGGGCGUCGGUAAAACGACGGUGUGCCUUGCGCUCAUCUUGGCAACAUUGGAUCAAAUGCCCCAGCCCGAACUGAAUCCAAUGUGCAGUGCUGUAACAAGUGAUAUGGCACGCGCAUUCCCCGCCCGAGCGUACCAAGGUGUUGAUCCAGCACACACACACACACAGCGGAUUGUGACGGCCGCUUUCGGGGCUCCUAGUCCAGGCGAGCGGAUCAGUCGAAAACCGCAUAAAAAGAUGCCACAAGCGGCGCCCAAGCCAGCACUCAAGCGUGGCCGCGUGUCAGGAACCGUCUCCCUAGUGCAAAUCGCCGCACAUCGGUUGCGCACCACACAUGCAUGUCGUUCUGAGCUGCGUGAAACACUCCCGCUUCAACUGCAAACCAUUCUCGGUCCCUUAUCAGCACCGUAUUUUCUUCUUUGGCCACCUGCACCCACGCAUGUAUCACGUCAAAGUCAAGGACGAGCGCCAAUACGUGUGUAUGUUACGUCUGCCACCCUGGUCCUCGUGCCACUGACCUUGUUGGUUCACUGGAUGGAGGAAAUUGAAAAGCAUUGUGAGGAGAAUGCACUACGCAUCCUGACUGUUUCUGACAUGCGAGAAGAGCUACCAAGAGCCUCUCUAUUAGCUCAGAAUUACGAUAUGGUACUCAUGUCCCAUGCGCGCUUUGGCAAGGAGGCCUGUGAUGAGCACAGUAGCAGAGUGAGCGGGAACGACUCGCCUCUAAUGCAGGUGUAUUGGAAACGCGUGAUCAUUGAUGAAGGCGACGUGUUGGCUGGCGAGUCGUUGGUCAUGCGUCUUUGCGCCCGCUUGCGUGUGGAAAGGCGCUGGAUCGUCACGGACACACCUACACAAUCCACAAUUGGUUCGAGUAUGCAUCAGACUGCCGACAAGCGAAAAGGAGUACCUCUGUCAGGCGCACCAAUGGCCUGGAUGCCAUGUGAUCGUAAAAAUCUUGACCGAUUAAAACAGUUUCUUGUCCGUUUCCUAGGUGUUUCGCCUCUAUGUGGUACACAUGCAGAUACCCAUUCAGACGCACUAGCGCCUGGAUUGCCUACGAAAGAGCGAGAUUGGCAUGCCCUUAUGACAUCAGCACCACAAUAUCCGGAGGAAGAAUGGCCAGCCAAACGCCGUUUGUACGAUCUUCUCUCGCGGGUCAUGGUCCGCAACCGUACAGAAGACGUCCAGCAAGAAUGUCCUCUGCCUCCGCUCGAGCAUCGGGCUGUCAUGCUCACAUUUUCGGAACUGGAGCGACUUACGUACAAUGUCCUCCAGUCGCUGAUUCUGCUCAACGCAACAUUAUCUCAAGAAAAAGACAAGGACUACUUGUUUCAUCCGAGCAAUAAAAAGUUAUUGACAUUGGUCAUGGAGAAUCUUGCUUUAGCAUGCUUUCAUUUUGCCGAGCCCGGCCUUCUAGAGCAGGCCCGGAAUGCCAAGGAGCUGCUGGCUCAUCAGCUGAAAACACCAGGUGGUGUUCCACAGGCUUUCGAGGACGCUGCCACACACAUUCGAAUUCAGCGUACAUCAUCUACUAAGCUCCAGCACAUGGUGCUUGAAAUUCUCGCCGCAGUGAAGCUUGAAAAGAGCUACUUCGUGUUCCGUCCCUGA
This is a messenger RNA of Malassezia sympodialis ATCC 42132, 2409 nucleotides long. RefSeq lists its product as uncharacterized. Gene Ontology annotation, biological process: DNA repair. The transcript is spliced from 3 exons. Gene Ontology annotation, molecular function: ATP binding; ATP-dependent activity, acting on DNA. NCBI's taxonomy places the organism in Eukaryota, Fungi, Basidiomycota, Malasseziomycetes, Malasseziales, Malasseziaceae. The record is from RefSeq and is a predicted model, not a curated record. Bases 1 to 2409 code for a protein of 802 amino acids. Gene Ontology annotation, cellular component: nucleus.